This is a messenger RNA of Galeopterus variegatus (Sunda flying lemur), 129 nucleotides long. Its product is annotated as low-density lipoprotein receptor class A domain-containing protein 1-like. Gene Ontology annotation, molecular function: protein binding. NCBI's taxonomy places the organism in Eukaryota, Metazoa, Chordata, Mammalia, Dermoptera, Cynocephalidae. The transcript has a single exon. The annotation marks the transcript as partial. The record is from RefSeq and is a predicted model, not a curated record.
GAGAUGUGCCCCAGAGCCUCCCCAGCUUCCUUGUGGCCCACUGUGGAGACCCCGCCUCCUGGAUCUACUCAGACCAAAAGUGUGAUGGAACCAACAACUGCGGAGACUGCUCAGAUGAGCUGAGCCCAG